Messenger RNA from Mauremys mutica (yellowpond turtle), 3517 nucleotides. It is a transcript of the gene FKBP10, whose product is annotated as FKBP prolyl isomerase 10. The record is from RefSeq and is a predicted model, not a curated record. Lineage: Eukaryota; Metazoa; Chordata; Testudines; Geoemydidae. The coding region runs from base 225 to 1919 and encodes 564 amino acids. The transcript has 10 exons. Gene Ontology annotation, molecular function: peptidyl-prolyl cis-trans isomerase activity; calcium ion binding.
GCCCCGCGUGGAACGUCCCCCUCGGCGUCCCCGGAGCCCCCCGCGGGGCGGGGGAAAUUCCCGCGGGGGCGCGGGAGCCCCCCGCGCAUCUCCGCGGGCAGCUACGUGCGCUCAGCGCCUCCCACGCCCGCUUUCCACGUUGACAACAUUCCUGGCGAGGGGAGGCGAAGCUCCAGGCUCGGAGCAGCCCAGCCCCUUCCCGCUCUGCCCGCGCCCGCAGCACCAUGGCCCGGGGCGGCCUCCUCCUGCUGCUCGGCCUGCUGGCGGCCCCCGGCCGCGGGGACCCGGGGCCCCUGGAAGACGUGGUGGUGGACCGGUACUACAUCCCCAAGGUCUGCCUGCGGGAGGCCCAGAUGGGCGACUUCAUCCGCUACCACUACAACGGCACCUUCCGCGACGGCCAGAAGUUCGACUCCAGCUACGACAGAGGCGCCACGGUGGCGGGCGUGGUGGGAGUCGGCCGGCUGAUCACCGGCAUGGACCGAGGCCUGCAGGGCAUGUGCGUCAAUGAGCGGCGCCACCUGAUUGUCCCUCCCCACCUGGGCUACGGCAGCAUCGGCGUCGCUGGCAUGAUCCCCCCCGAUGCCACCUUGUAUUUUGACGUCAUCAUGCUGGACAUCUGGAACAAAGAGGACAAGCUGCAGAUCACCACCUUGCACAAGCCGGAGCGCUGCAACCGCACUGUGGAGAACUCAGACUUCGUCCGGUACCACUACAACGGCACGCUGCUGGACGGCACCCACUUCGACUCCAGCUACAGCAAGGACAGCACGUACGACACCUACGUGGGCACAGGCUGGCUGAUCAAAGGCAUGGACGAGGGCCUGCUGGGGAUGUGCGCUGGGGAGAAGAGGAGGAUCAUCAUCCCUCCCUUCCUGGCCUACGGGGAGAAGGGCUACGGCACGGUGAUCCCGCCCCAGGCCUCCCUGGUGUUCGACGUGCUGCUGGUGGACCUGCACAACCCCAAAGACGGCAUCUUCCUGGAGCACCUGGAGGUGCCAGCGUCCUGCAAGCGCAAGGCCGUGACGGGCGACUUCGUCCGCUAUCACUACAACGGGACCCUGAUGGACGGGACGCUCUUCGACUCCAGUUACUCCCGCAAUCACACCUACGACACCUACAUCGGGAAGGGCUUCAUCAUCCCCGGCAUGGACCAGGGCCUGCAGGGCGUCUGCGUCGGAGAAAAGCGAAGGAUCAUCGUCCCGCCGCACCUGGGCUACGGGGAGAACGGAGCCGGGAACAAGAUCCCCGGCUCAGCCGUGCUCAUCUUUGACAUCCACGUCAUCGACUUCCACAACCCCCUGGACUCGGUGGAGAUCGAGACUCUCUCCCGGCCCGAGGGCUGCAACGUUACCACCCAGGAGCGCGACUUUGUCCGCUACCACUACAACUGCUCGCUGCUGGAUGGCACCAAGCUCUUCUCCUCCCACGACUACAACCACCCGCAGGAGGCGACGCUGGGGACCAGCAAGGUGAUCGACGGCCUGAACACCGGCCUGCUGAACAUGUGCGUGGGGGAGAAACGGGUGAUCAUCAUCCCCCCCCACCUGGGGCACGGAGAGAACGGAGCCCGGGGCGUGCCAGGCAGUGCUGUGCUCCAGUUCGAGGUGGAGCUGCUCUCCAGGGAGGAAGGAGUCCCUGAAGGCUACCUGUUUAUCUGGCACGGGGACCCACCCACAAACCUGUAUGAGGACAUGGACCUGAACAAGGAUGGCGAGAUCCCCCCCGAAGAGUUCUCCACUUUCAUCAAGGCCCAGCUCACCGAGGGGAAGGGGCGGCUCAUGCCCAGCUCCGACCCGGAGAUCGUCAUCGCCGACAUGUUUCAGAACCAGGACCGGAACCAGGAUGGGAAAAUCACCGCGGAGGAGCUGAAGCUGAAAUCCGACGAAGAUCAGGAGAGAAUCCACGAGGAGCUCUGAGGAGCUCCUGCCUUCAAGAGACAACUUUUCCCCUUCUCCUUUCCUGCCUUGGAGCGGGCUGCUCCCCCACCACCGCAGGGACCGGGGCCUAGAGAAGCCAGCUCAGGAAGCUUUAGAGCCAGCCCCUUUGCAGAGCGAGGUUGUUCGGUUUUGUUUUUUACUAUUUAACAGUGUUUUAUUGGAAGCGUUUCUAACAAGCCAGCCGGGGAAAAACUCCACAUAACAAACCCAGGCCCGAGGGUCCCAAGUUCUUGCCUUUAAAGGCAGAGCCUAGAAUGCGGUGGGCAAAGUACGGCCCGGGGGCUGCAUCCAGCCCUUCAGACGUCGUAAUCCGGCCCGAGCUCCCGCUCCGGUGCUCCAGCCAGGGAGUGGGGUUGGGGGUGUGUCCUGCUCCGCACGGCUCCCAGAAGCAGCAGCAUGUCCCCUCUCCGGCUCCUACGCGUAGGGGCAGCCAGGGGGCUCCGCUCCAUGCGCUGCCCCUGCCCCAAGCGCGGCGCCUGCAGACCCACCUGUCCACACCUCCGCAUAGAAGCCAGAGGGGGUCAUGGUGCUGCUUCCAGGAGCUGCUUGAGGUAAGCACUGCUCAGAGCCUGCCCCCGCCCUGAUCCCUCUCCUGCCCUCCAGACCCCAGUCCCAGCCCAGAGCAACCUCCUGCACCCCCAACCCCCUCAUCCCCAGCCCGCACCCCCAGCCGGAGCCCUCACCCCCUCCCACACCCCAACCCCCAAUUUCGUUGGGGUUUGGGGGUGGGGCUGGGAUUCCUGGAAGUUGGUGGCUUCCCCCCAGUCCAGCUGAGAGCCCUGCCCGUAGCCCCCACGUCAGACCCGGCCUUUUGCCUUCGCUCGCCUCGGCUCCUUGAGCAUUUCAGCAGCGCUGCUCUCGUGCGGCUCGGUGCUGUCGCUGCCAGGACACCUCCCAGCACGUACCCAGAGUGCAGAGCGUGAGCCAGCGAGGGCGUCCUGCUGCCGCUGGAGCAAGGGGCAUGAAUUGGCAUCUGCUGGAGCUUUUCCUGUAAGGAACCCAGUCGCUGUUCCCGAGCGAUUAAAAAACACAUACGUGUAAUGCCUGGUCCAGGCGCUGGCAACAGCUGGAAUUGUACCAGGAAGGAAAGCCAAGACCCAGUUCUUCAAAGUGAUGAGUGGUUUUAGGCCCAACGGUAUUUUGGGGCUUGAACUUGAGCCACCUGAAAGGGGCCUGAUUUUACACAGUUCGGCCCCCAAAACCGCCAGUCAGUUUGGAAAAUCCAGGGCCCAAACCCUCCCAGCUGGGCUAACACAAGUGGGUUGAUUUUCAGUUCCUGAGCACCCGGAUUCCAGACGCCGACGAGAGCUGGGCUUGCUCAGCAACACUGGAAAUCAGCCCACUUCUUAAAUAUAAUUCAGGAGCCUUCCACGUUUGCAAAUUUUGGCCAGUGCGUCCCCGGUUUUAAAGGUUUGUGACCCAGGAUCACGGCUCAGCCGACGAGUGUCUGCACCCACUGCUGGGCAGGGAUAAACGAUCAGAAGUGCAAGGACAAGAUGAUGUAAAGGUUCAAACAACCCCCCAGUAGCAAUUUCUGCCUUGCACCCAAUAAACUGGUUUAAAGUGGUUUCCAACAA